Molecule: messenger RNA, 10157 nt
Organism: Dama dama (fallow deer)
Lineage: Eukaryota; Metazoa; Chordata; Mammalia; Artiodactyla; Cervidae
Gene: SDK1
Product: sidekick cell adhesion molecule 1
Exons: 45
Coding region: 805-6909 (2034 amino acids)
Molecular function (GO): protein binding
Source: RefSeq, a predicted model, not a curated record
CUGUAAAACACUGGAACACUUGCAGAUAAUUUCUCUACUUGAUAAUACCUUUCCUUGCGUUUUACUAACUCAGUGAACACUGUCAGAAUCCUCCAAAUUACAACAAGAUAAAAAAUAAAUCCCAGCACAUGCUACUAUGAUUUCUUUUCUCAGCGGAUAAUGGAUAGAAUGGAAUAUUCACUUCAGUAAAGUAAUCACGGGCAGGCAGUUCAGAGCAUUCUGCUCCAGAAGAGCAAAGAGUAGCCCAGAUGUUCUCUUCCCCUCUGCUUAUCACUGAGCCAAAAGUACAGUCAUCUCUCUUUUUUUUUUAGUACCACUGGCAUCAAAAAAUACGUACUCUUUCAUCUCUGUGCUCAACAGAACUUGAAACAGAACCUUAGAAGACCAGCUCCUCACAUAAGCAUGAAGUACUCUGAAAACCCUUACGUGAUGGAGGUGGCCUUGUGAAGACCCUAGCUGUGAAGGUCUCCCAGGCUGUGUUGUGAAAGGUGCUGUGGGCAGACCCACAGGCGAUGCUGCGGUGGUCCUCGUGUGUCCUAGUGCGACCAGUGACAACAGUGACAGAUACUUGAUGCUUGGGAUGACGUUGUGCCGUACUUUAAAACAGAGCCAGGCCUUCCACAGAUCCACUUGGAAGGGAACCGCCUCGUGCUCACUUGCCUUGCGGAAGGGAGCUGGCCUUUGGAGUUCAAGUGGACGCACAACGACAGUGAGCUCACCACCUACACCAGCGAAUAUAAGUACGUUAUUCCAUCUUUGCAAAGGCUGGAUGCCGGGUUUUACCGCUGCGUUGUUCGAAACAGAAUGGGAGCACUCUUGCAAAGAAGAUCAGAAGUUCAAGUCGCAUAUAUGGGAGACUUCACGGAUGCAGACGAGAGACGAGUGGUCUCGGAAGGCCGCGCGGCCGUCCUCAGCCUGCCGCCCAUCAGCAGCUGCCCCCGGCCCCAGGUGACGUGGUUCCGGGAGGGGCACAAGAUUAUCCCCAGCAGCAGGAUAGCCAUCUCACUGGAGAACCAGCUGGUGAUCCUGGCGGCGGCGGCCAGCGACGCGGGGGCCUACUACGUGCAGGCAGUCAACGAGAGAAACGGGGAGAACAGGACCAGCCCGCCUGUGCACCUGAGCGUAGCCAGAGACGCCGGCACGCCUGAAGCCAUGGCCCCCGUCAUUGUGGUCCCCCCGAGCAACAGGAGUGUGGUGGCCGGGUCCAGCGAGACCACCUUGGAGUGCAUCGCCAACGCCAGGCCCGUCGAGGAGCUGAGUGUGACCUGGAAGAGAAAUGGGAUGAGGGUCACCAGUGGGCUCCACGGCUUUGGGAGGCGCCUCACCAUCAGCAACCCGACCUCCUCGGACACUGGAGUGUACGUCUGCGAGGCGGCUCUGCCAGGCAGCGCUUUCGAGCCCGCCAGAGCCAAAGCCUUCCUUUCUAUCAUAGAGCCACCGUAUUUUACUGCGGAACCCGAGAGUCGGAUAUCAGCGGAGGUGGAAGAAAACGUGGACAUCGUGUGUGAAGCCAUGGGGGUCCCUCCUCCCACCCUCCAGUGGUUCAAGGAUGCCAUCUCCAUCAACAAGCUCCGGAACCCUCGGUACCAACUGCUAGCUGGCGGAGGCCUACGCGUCCGGCAGCUGCGUCCAGAGGACUCGGGGAUCUUCCAGUGCCUGGCCAGCAACACAGGCGGGGAGGUCCAGACCCACACCUACCUGGACGUCACCAAUGUGGCCCCAGCCUUCACCCAGCUCCCGGUGGACACCACGGUGACCGACGGGACGACAGCCGUGCUCAGGUGUGAAGUGUCCGGGGCUCCCAGGCCGGCCAUCGUGUGGAGGAGAGGAAACCACGUUCUGGCCAGUGGCUCUGUGCGGAUCCCCAGGUUCAUGCUCCUGGAGUCUGGGGGUCUGCAGAUCGCCCCGGUCUUCAUCCAGGAUGCUGGCAACUACACCUGCCAUGCCGCCAACUCAGAGGGCUCCCUGAACGCAUCUGCCACGCUCACCGUGUGGAAUCGAACAUCCAUCGUGACCCCUCCGGAGGACCGCGUGGUGAUCAAGGGGACCACGGCCACGCUGCACUGCGGAGCCACCCACGACCCACGCAUUUCUCUCCGCUACGUGUGGAAGAAGGACAACGUGGUCAUCGCCCCAUCCAGCAGCUCCAGGGUCGUGGUGGAGAAAGACGGGUCCCUCCUCAUCAGCCAGACGUGGUCCGGCGACAUCGGGGACUACACGUGCGGCGUGGUCUCCGAGGGUGGGAACGACUCCAGGACAGCGCGCCUGGAGGUGAUUGAGCUGCCUCAUUCACCCCAGAACCUCGUGGCCAGCCUGAACCCUGCCCACGGCCACGCCGUGGUGCUCUCCUGGGUCCGACCCUUCGACGGGAACAGCCCUGUUCUUUACUACAUCGUGGAGCUGUCCGAGAACAACUCUCCCUGGAAAGUGCAUCUGUCAGACGUCGGCCCCGAGAUGACGGGCGUCACGGUGCGCGGCCUGACCCCGGCUCGCACCUACCAAUUCCGAGUGUGCGCCGUGAACCAGGUGGGCAAGGGCCAGUACAGCGCGGAGACCAGCAGACUGAUGCUCCCCGAGGAGCCACCCAGCGCUCCCCCGAAAAACAUAGUGGCCAGUGGGCGCACCAAUCAGUCCAUCAUGGUCCAGUGGCAGCCGCCCCCAGAGACGGAGCACAAUGGGGUGCUCCGUGGAUACAUCCUCAGGUACCGCCUGGCCGGCCUGCCCGGGGAGUACCAGCAGAGGAACAUCAGCAGCCCCGAGGUCAGCUACUGCCUGGUGACCGAGCUCAUCAUCUGGACCCAGUACGAGAUACAGGUGGCUGCCUAUAACGGAGCCGGCCUGGGCGUCUUCAGCAGAGCCGUGACUGAGUACACCCUGCAAGGAGUGCCGACCGCACCCCCGCAGAACGUGCAGGUGGAAGCCGUGAACUCCACGACCAUCCAGUUCCUGUGGAACCCUCCACCUCAGCAGUUCAUCAACGGCAUCAACCAGGGAUACAAGCUUCUGGCUUGGCCGGACGAUGUCCCUGAAGCUGUCACUGUCGUCACCAUCGCUCCAGAUUUCCACGGAGUCCACCAUGGGUACAUCACCAACCUGAAGAAGUUUACCGCUUACUUCACGUCAGUUCUGUGCUUCACCACCCCCGGGGACGGGCCCCCGAGCACGCCACAGCUCAUAUGGACGCAUGAAGACAAACCAGGAGCUGUGGGCCACCUGAGUUUCACAGAGAUUCUGGACACAUCUCUCAAGGUCAGCUGGCAGGAGCCCCUGGAGAAAAAUGGCAUCAUUACAGGCUAUCAGGUCUCCUGGGAGGUGUACGGGCAGAGCGCCUCGCGGCUCACACUCACCCUCAACAGCUCGACGCUCGAGUACAAGAUCCAGGGGCUGUCCUCCCUCACCACCUACACCAUCGACGUGGCGGCCGUCACCGCCGCGGGCGCCGGCGUGCCCACCUCGUCCACCAUCUCUUCCGGGGUGCCCCCAGAACUUCCUGGUGCCCCAUCCAAUCUGGUCAUUUCCAACAUCAGCCCCCGCUCGGCCACGCUCCAGUUCCGACCGGGGUAUGACGGGAAGACGGCCAUCUCCAGGUGGAUCGUGCAGGGACAGGUUGGAGCGAUCGGGGACGAGGAGGAGUGGGUCACCCUCUGCGAGGAGGAGAACGAGCCGGACGCCCAGACGCUGGAGAUCCCGGACCUCACGCCCUACACUCACUACCGGUUCCGAAUGAGGCAGGUGAACGUCGUCGGCGCCGGGCCCUUCAGUCAGUCCUCGCGGGUCAUCCAGACGCUACAGGCGCCCCCGGACGUGGCCCCCACCAGCAUCACCGUCCGCACUGCCAGCGAGACCAGCCUGCGGCUCCGCUGGGUGCCACUGCCGGACUCGCGGUACAACGGGAACCCAGAGUCCGUGGGCUACAGGGUUAAGUACUGGCGCCCGGACCUACCCUCUGUGGUGCUGGCCCAAGUCAUCAGUGACCGGCUGGAGCGGGAGUUCACGGUCGAGGGGCUGGAGGAGUGGACGGAGUAUGAGCUGCAGAUGCAGGCCUUCAACGCCAUCGGCGCCGGGCCCUGGAGUGCGGCCGUGCGGGGCCGGACCCGGGAGUCGGUUCCUUCAGCCGCCCCUGAAAACGUGUCAGCCGAGGCCGUCAGCUCCACCCAGAUCUUACUGACGUGGGCCUCAGUCCCCGAACCGGACCAGAACGGGCUCAUCCUGGGCUACAAGAUCCUGUUCCGGGCCAGAGACCUGGACCCCGAGCCCCGGAGCCACGUGGUGCGCGGGAACCACACGCAGUCGGCGCUGCUGGCGGGCCUGGGCAAGUUCGUGCUCUACGAGCUCCAGGUGCUGGCCUUCACCCGCAUCGGGAACGGGGUCCCCAGCACGCCCCCCAUCCUGGAACGCACCAAAGACGACGCCCCAGGCCCGCCUGUGAGGCUCGUGUUCCCGGAGGUGAGGCUCACAUCUGUGCGGAUCGUGUGGCAGCCUCCAGAGGAGCCCAACGGCAUUAUUCUAGGCUACCAGAUCGCCUACCGCCUGGCCAGCAGCAGCCCCAACACCUUCACCACUGUGGAGGUCGGCGCCACCGUGAGGCAGUUCACGGCCACUGAACUGGCCCCGGAGUCCGCGUACGUCUUCCGGCUGUCGGCCAAGACCAGGCAGGGCUGGGGGGAGCCGCUGGAGGCCACGGUCAUCACCACCGAGAAGAGAGAGCGGCCCGCGCCCCCCAGGGAGCUCCAGGUGCCCCAGGCCGACGUGACGGCGCGCAGCCUGUGUCUGCGGUGGGUGCCGGGCGGCGACGGCGCCUCCCCGAUCCGGUACUUCACGGUGCAGCUGCGCGAGCUCCCCGGGGGCCAGUGGCAGACCUACUCCUCGUCCGUCAGCCACGAGGCCGCGGCCUAUGUCGUCGACAGGCUGAGGCCCUUCACCUCCUACAAGCUGCGUCUGAAGGCCACCAACGACAUUGGGGACAGCGACUUCAGCGCCGAGACGGAGGCAGUCACCACGCUGCAGGAUGUCCCCGGGGAGCCCCCACGCUCCGUGUCUGUGACGCCACACACCACCUCGUCUGUUCUGAUCCAGUGGCAGCCCCCAAGGGACGAGAGCCUGAACGGCCUCCUGCAGGGCUACCGGAUCUACUACCGCGAGCUGGAGUACGAGGCGGCCCCCGUCACCGAGUCCAAGACGCUCAAGACGCCCUCGGCCCUGCGGGCCGAGCUCACAGCCCAGAGCAGCUUCAAGACCAUCAACAGCAGCUCCACGGAGACGACCUACGAGUUAACACAUCUGAAGAAAUACCGGCGCUAUGAAGUGGUCCUGACGGCCUACAAUGUCAUCGGUGAGGGCCCGGCCAGCGCGCCCGUGGAGGUCUUCGUUGGCGAGGCCGCCCCCGCCCAGGCCCCGCAGCGCGUGCAGGUGAACCCGCUCACGGCCAGCCAGCUGGAGGUCGCGUGGGAGCCGCCGCCGCCUGAGAGCCAGAACGGGAACAUCCAGGGCUACAAGAUCUACUACUGGGAGGCGGACAGCCAGAAUGACACGGAGAAGAUGCGGGUGCUGUUCCUGCCCGAGACCACGGCCAAACUGAAGAACCUCACCAGCCAUACCAAGUACCUGGUCAGCAUCUCGGCCUUCAACGCCGCCGGCGACGGGCCCAGGAGCGCGCCCCAGCCGGGUUGCACCCACCAGGCAGCUCCCGGGACCCCCAGCUUUUUGACGUUCUCGGAAAUAACCUCCACCACGCUGAAUGUCUCGUGGGGUGAGCCCGCAGCGGCCAACGGCGUCCUGCAGGGCUACCGCGUGGUGUACGAGCCGCUCGCGCCCGUCCAAGGGGUCAGCAAGGUGGUGACGGUGGACGUGAAGGGGAACUGGCCGCGCUGGCUGAAGGUGCGGGACCUCACCAAGGGCGUCACCUACUUCUUCCGUGUGCAGGCGCGGACCAUCGCCUACGGGCCCGAGCUGCAGGCCAACGUCACGGCCGGGCCGGCCGAGGGGUCCCCGGGCUCCCCUCGAGAUGUCUCGGUCACCAAAUCCACCUCUGAGCUGACCCUGCAGUGGACGGAGGGCAGGCCUGGCAAGACACCCACCACGGGCUACGUCAUCGAGGCCAGACCCUCAGAUGAAGGCCUGUGGGACAUGUUUGCCAAGGACAUUCCGCGGGGCGCCACGUCCUACACCGUCAGCCUGGACCAGCUCAGACAAGGAGUGACCUACGAGUUCCGGGUGGUGGCCGUGAACCAGGCGGGCUACGGGGAGCCCAGCAGCCCCUCCGCCACUGUGUCAGCUCAGGUGGAGACGCCGUUCUACGAGCAGUGGUGGUUCCUCCUGGUGAUGGCGCUCUCCAGUCUGCUGGUCAUCCUGCUGGUGGUGUUCUCGCUGCUGCUGCACGGCCAGAGCAAGAAGUACCGCAACUGCGGCACAGGUAAGAGCAUCUCCAACAUGGAGGAGUCCGUGACCCUGGACAACGGGGGGUUUGCCGCCUUGGAGCUCAAUAGCCGCCACCUCAACGUCAAGAACACCUUCUCGAAGAAGAACGGGACCAGGUCCCCGCCCCGGCCGAGCCCCGGCGGGCUGCACUACUCCGACGAGGACCUCUGCAACAAGUACAACGGCGCGGCGCUGACCGAGAGCGGGGCCCUCCAGGAGAAGCCGGGCGACGCCACGGAGUCCGAGGUCACGGACUCGGAGUCCGAGGACGCGCCGCCCCAGCACUCGUUCGUCAACCACUACCUGAGCGACCCCACCUACUACAACUCGUGGAAGCGGCGCGCGGGCGCGGCCCCGCACAGGUACGAGGCGGUGGCGGGGGCGGAGGCCGGGCCGGCCCCGCGCGCGGUCGUCACCACGCAGAGCGCCGUGUUCGCGCCCGCGGCCCGCGGCGCCCGGACUCCGCUCACCGGCUUCUCGUCCUUCGUGUGAGCUGAGCGGCGGCCCCGGCACGGCCGUGUCGAGACAGUCACCCCCGGAACUGGGCUCGAGCUGGGUUGAGAGGAUCUGACGCUGAUGGUUGAUUUCACCCCCUUGUGAACACGAUUUCAAUUAGGAACGUUUUUUUUUACUGGCUUUUUGUAACAUCGCUGCAGGAAGCAGGUUUCUUUGUUUUUCUUUUCUUUUUACGAGAAGGUGUGUUUCGCCGGGUGCAAGAGCUGGACACCCCGACCUGGGAAGGCCUGAGCCCUGGGGGCCUGGCUUCUCCAUCGUGCGGCCUGGGAAGGCUGGGGAGAGGGGGACGAGGGUCCUCCAGGCCUCUCCCCUCUCUGCUCUACCUCCUGCCUGAGAACCAGCGCCCGCCGGGGUCUCCUGGCACUAGGAGCAGGUGUCUGACCUGGGCCCGGAGCCUCCCGAGCUUGUGCGUCCGUCUCUGAAAUGUCCUCACUGGGCAGUUUUAGGCGAGGAGCCGGCUUCACAGUUCCUGGUGGCAGGGCGACAGAGGCCAAGGUUCAUUCCAGGGGUGAAAUACUCGGGUCUUUCCGCCUCGGUCCUUUCUUUCAACCCCCAUCGUCCAGCAGCGGAAGCGUCCCAGCUGGGAGCCACCUCCCGCCCCGCCCCGAGCUCCCUCCUCCAGAGCACACGGCACAGGCCCGCCCCAAGGAGACAGCGGCCGCGGAAUCGGUCGUCGUGUAAGAGGUGUGCAUUGUUAACCAGAGUAUUUUUUAAAUCUUUUUAUCUUUUUUUAAAAUAUGUCACAUGAAAUGAAUGAGUCUCAGCUGUCUGCAGGUGCCUUUCUAUUCAUUGUUUAGCUUUGUCCGCGGGAAAGACAAAGAGCCACUGUGUCUCCGAGUAAAGCAGAAGGGCUCUGAGAAGACGGGGUCCCCGGUCCCCCCCCCCCCCCACCCUACCCUGUGCCCCCCAGGCCCUUCCGCGGGCGUGGCCGCAUCCUUCCUUGGCGCAGCGCUGUGGUCCCAUCCCCCGACCCCAGGCCAGCUCUCUCAGCCUUAAGGGGUUUUCUGGAAACCUUUUUUCCCUUUAAUUGUUACCGUUUUGUUUUCGUUUCUUUUUAGCUAAAUGGAAGUAGCAUGAGCUGCUCUGAAAAUGAGUCCAAACGGUAGCUCCGCCUCCAGUGCCUCACAUCACCUUGGUGAAAGGUGUGGGAGGUGCAGGUGGUCGAGCCCCCAGCCCUGGUCCCAGUCUAGAGUUUUCCAGGGUGUGUCCGCAGGGCCUGUGGGAGGGCCCCGCAUCUGGCCUGGUCAGCGGGGGCCUGUCCACACCCGCAGCAUAGGAGAGCAGGGCUGGUCUGUCCUCCUGCGUGGCCGGCCUGUCCCCGAGCCAGCGCCUGGCCAGCGCCAGCAGGGAGCCCGUCUCGGGCCCGGCCUCGGGUCUUGGGGUCUGUGGGGUCUCCUUCCCUCUUCCCGCCUCCUCAGGGCAGAGGGCCAUCUUGACCCUCUGCUUUCAGAGUUGCUGGGUGUGACCCCAGGAGACCAAGAAAAGUUUGUGUUGUGUGAGAAGAGAAAAAAAAAACCUUUUCUGUUUUAGAGUUUUGUGUUGGGUAAAAAACCCCUUUCCAGUUUCUCCUAAAGUAGAGGUAGGAGGUGUGGAAAGGUUCCUUUCUCUCCCCCCUCCCCCUCCCUCCAUCCCUCUUUUCCUUCCUUCCUUCUCUGAGUGGAGGGGAAAUGUUCUAAACCAAAAAUCCUGGAUGCUCCGCCCAAAGCCUCCCCUGCAAAGACUCACCCCCCAGCUCCCUGGACAGGCCGGCCUCUGUCCUCUCGGGCCCCAGACGGGGAGUGGACAGGAAGCCGUGAGGCUGCACCUCGAAUUUCUCGGGAGACAAGCGGUGGACAGAGAACAUGGACACACUCUGCCUUUGCACUCUGCUCCCUAAGCCAUACGGAGCCUUGCUUUAGGGCGGGAGAGUGCCGGAAUGUCCCGGCACCAGGACAGUUCGGUGUGAGGUGUGUGCCCUGCUCUGGGGUUUCUGCGACAGCAGCACCUUUUCCCCAGGCCCGCUAUGCUUCCUUCUUCUCUCUGCUCGGAGCCAGCUUCUUUGGGAUGGAACCGUAUGUCCGAGGCCGCAGCUCACGGCUGCCACGGCAUUGGCACGUGUGCCUGGCCCGGUGGCCCCGGGGCUCUGGGCCAUGGGAGCCGCUGGACCCAAGGGAGAGCUGGGUGUUUCUGGUUAGAUUUCAGCUUCCAGACAGUGUGACAUUGAGAAGCGUGGGUUCCUAACCUCUCCUCUUGAGGGAGGAAAAAAAAAAAUCGCAUGAUAGGGAAAUGGAUGUUGGAUUUUAAUCUUGGUUCUGAACCCAGGACGGGCACCAUUUCUCUAACGGAGGCAGGAGGCAUGUCCUCUCCUGCCUGUUCCCGCAGUGAUGCCCUGCAGGUGUCGGGCACUCGGCCUCGAGGGGGACCCUAUCCAAGGCCUGGCAAUGGGCAGGCGGGCUGCCCUUUCCCGUGAGGACCACAGCCGCACUCUCUGCCUGAGCAGCAGAGAUGGGUUUGCCCAGGGCCCCCGUCCCCUCCGCAGACUCCGGUUUCCCCACCGCCCGGGGCUCCCAGGCAUAGGUUUCCAGGCUGCUGAGCAGCAGGGCGGGGCCGUGGACAGUCCCCGCACCCCGCGGCUGUGGAGCACAUCUCCUGGAUCUCCUGCACCUCCUCCCUCUGAAUAAGUCAGCCCAACGUGAGGCCUCCCCAUCCCCGGCCACGCUUUUAAGGAGCCCUCGGUACAUGCUGUCGUGGAGGAACAUGAGCCGUGGGGCAGCGUCGGGGGAGACCGUGGGGGGGGGGGGGUGCGCGCUCCGCAAAGCCCUGGUGACGCUGCCCUUGCCCUUGAUGCGACCGGACCGCCGCAUGGUGUUUGCAUAAUGGUUCUAAUGGUUCAUAGCAUGGUUUUCGGUUUUUACAAAUUCCUGGCACACAGCGUAGUUCUUCUCCCAGCGAGUCGUCAGUCUGCGUAUCCAGACACGGCUCUCUGGCUCAGCAUCUCUGCCGCGUGGAUCGUCCGAGAGGUGGGAUCUGGUGGCGGGAAACCCUGGGACUGAGCCGGUCGCCUCGUUCCCUGUCAGCCGCACCUGCCGGUUUAUCGGGGGCUUGGGUCAAUCCUGAACUUUUCCCGGCCACAUUUUCUGGAAUUGUGCAGAAAACUAGAUCUCCUUUAAAAACAAAAACACUUGUAGGAAGACAGAGAGGUGCUAUGGGUACGAUUUUUAAUAAAAGCGUCAUUUUGUUCCUUG